Guillardia theta CCMP2712 is the source of this 1062-nucleotide messenger RNA. RefSeq lists its product as hypothetical. Bases 1 to 1062 code for a protein of 353 amino acids. The transcript has 11 exons. Lineage: Eukaryota; Cryptophyceae; Pyrenomonadales; Geminigeraceae. Gene Ontology annotation, biological process: double-strand break repair via homologous recombination; resolution of meiotic recombination intermediates. Gene Ontology annotation, cellular component: RecQ family helicase-topoisomerase III complex; nuclear body. The record is from RefSeq and is a predicted model, not a curated record.
AUGCUCUAUGAUUCUGACUUGAAGAGGUUUGGAAGUGGAUCCCUUCCAGAGGCUGUGAACAGGAUGGACGGAGAAAGCGUCAAGGGGCCGAUCGUAGUCCAGUUGACCAAAUGCGUGAAUGUCAGUGAGCCGAGUCACAGUCAACACGCGGCAAGUCGGAACACGCUUCUGCUGUACUCCUUCACAGAUGGAAAACGCGAAUGCGUUGCAUUGCAGAUGGAGCCGAUCAAGGGAUUGGGACUCGAAACUCCUCCUGGAACAAAAUUGAAGAUCCACAACGUCAAUGUAAAGAGUGGGGUACUCUUGUUGGGGAGUGGCUGCUGUACGGUGUUGGGUGGAGUGGUUCAAUCGUUGAAAGAGGAAUGGGAGACCUCGAAGAAGUAUGGGAAUUCUGCCAGGAAGAUGAUGAUUCAAGAUGCCGCCAAGAAAGCCCAAAGUGAGGAUUUCGAGCCCCCGCCCAAGUUUGAGUCUUUAGACGCCGGGCGGAACAGACAGCAAGAAAGCAGGAACAAUGCCUCGGCGAACGCGCCAAGGAAAGAAUCAGCGAAGACCAAGAAUGCAAAUGAUGCUCCGAGCAAUACUCCAAGACAGAAGAGUGGACAAGAACAUAAGGGGCAAGUCGAGGCAAGAAUUCCGCCUAGCAACUCUGCAGGCCAGCAGAAAGGAGGUCGGGCAGGCAAGGAGCAACCCGAGCCUAUCAACGCUCCCAGCACUGCUGGAGGACAGCCCAAGGGUGGCAGGCCCGGAAGGCAAGAAGUUGAUCAGACACCAUCCAACGAGGCUGCUGGUGGGCUGAACCUGAACCUGAAGGAGCUCCGUGAUUCUCAACCACCCCGACAGGCUGAGUUUGACGAGGAGGAGCGAGUUCGUGCCGCUGAAGCAAGAUUGCAAGCCAUGACUCUGAACUCCUCCAAGAGCGGGGCGGUGCAGCCGCUUGUGGCUGCUCAGAACAAUCAACAGGGGAUCAUGGAAAGCUUGAAGAAGCUCCAAGCGGCAGAGGAGGGAGCCACGGAAGGGGACGAGGCCGUGGAAGAGGAAGGAGGGGGCAUUAAUCAUGAGUGA